AUGUCACUGGAAGCAUUGACGCCAGAGCAAAAGGAAGAUGUUGUCAACAUCAGUCUUUCUACCUACAAUCUGGAUAAUGUCAAUAUCCGUGAAGCGAUAAUCGAAAGAUAUGACGCCGAGAUAAUUGGGAAAGACUUAAUUAUCAAAUGCGAUGGAAUACAUAAGUCUAAAAUCCAUUUCAAUUUGGCACAUUCGGCUAUGAUGCAAAAUUCAAGUUGGGAUGUAAAUAUUGAUGUGACAUGUGUGAUGGGAGGCAAUAAUUUUCGACCUGACGUUGGCAUUUGGUUUCGGACCCCAACAUUUGCACAAAGUUCAAGACCCAUUGUACACAGGUGCCCGCCACCAAACGUAUGGAUAGAGGUUUUCUAUAACAGUGAUCCAGAUCGUCGCAACGCUUUAUCUAAAAUUAGCUUUAUUCGAGAAUACACGACCAAUGUUGAAUAUGUCGGAAUUGCUAUCCCACACACGACUAACCCUUUUCCUCAGAACGAAAAUCCGGGAAUAACUACGACACCAGCAACUCAACUUGACGAUUCUCCUAGAGCCCCGUAUAUUAUCCAUUUUCCGUGGGAUGUGAAUAGAGGUAGCAGUCUGGUUUAUUAUAGAAUGAAUUGGAAUGAGCACCUCGACCUAAGAUGUCAGUGGAGAAUUGAAUUCAACAUUGUGCUUAAUGUAAUUUCUCAACCAUAG
This is a messenger RNA of Paraglomus brasilianum, 690 nucleotides long. The record is from the annotation of a GenBank genome assembly. NCBI's taxonomy places the organism in Eukaryota, Fungi, Glomeromycota, Glomeromycetes, Paraglomerales, Paraglomeraceae.